AUGGCUACUGUUCCUUUGAAAGAUGAGCUAGACAUUGUGAUACCAACCAUUAGAAAUUUAGAUUUUCUUGAGAUGUGGAGGCCAUUUUUCGAACAAUAUCAUUUAAUUAUUGUACAAGAUGGUGAUCCUUCAAAGACUAUUAAAGUACCUGAUGGCUUUGAUUAUGAGCUCUACAAUCGUAAUGAUAUUAACAAAAUUUUGGGUCCGAGGGCUUCUUGUAUUUCAUUCAAAGACUCGGCUUGUCGUUGCUUUGGUUAUAUGGUGUCCAAGAAGAAGUAUAUUUACACUAUUGAUGAUGAUUGCUUCGUUGCAAAGGACCCAAGUGGGAAAGAUAUUAAUGCAUUGGAACAACACAUAAAGAAUCUUCUUUGUCCAUCAACUCCCUAUUUUUUCAACACACUUUAUGAUCCAUUUAGAGAUGGUGCUGAUUUUGUGCGUGGAUACCCUUUUAGUCUACGUGAGGGUGUUUCAACUGCAGUCUCUCAUGGAUUAUGGCUCAACAUUCCUGAUUAUGAUGCACCUACUCAACUUGUCAAGCCUCUUGAGAGGAAUACUAGGUAUGUUGAUACGGUGUUGACGAUCCCUAAGGGUACACUCUUCCCAAUGUGCGGUAUGAACCUGGCAUUUGACCGUGAUCUUAUUGGUCCUGCUAUGUACUUUGGUCUCAUGGGAGAUGGUCAACCUAUUGGACGUUACGACGAUAUGUGGGCUGGUUGGUGCUGCAAGGUUAUAUGUGAUCACUUGGGAUUGGGUAUCAAGACUGGAUUACCCUACAUCUACCACAGCAAGGCUAGUAAUCCAUUUGUAAAUCUGAAGAAAGAGUACAAUGGAAUAUUCUGGCAAGAAGAAAUAAUUCCAUUUUUUCAGCAAAUGAACCUGUCUAAAGAGUCAACUACUGUCCAGAAAUGCUAUGUUGAAAUGGCCAAGCAGGUUAAUGAAAAACUUGGGAAAAUUGAUCCUUAUUUUGUGAAGCUUUCUGAUGCUAUGAUCACUUGGAUUGAAGCUUGGGAUGAGCUCAAUCCUCCUGCUAAAGACUCUGCCAAAGCUACUAAUGCUGCUUCCAAAUAAAUUAUUUCAUAGUUUUUUUAUUUUGUAACUUCUUAGUUUACUUGCAGUAUCUUAUUGCUUUGGAUUUAUAUAAUUUUGUCGUUGUAUACACACCACCCCUCACACUAAAGGAGCUAGUCAUGUCCGAAGUUGUUACCUUAACCACAAGUAGGGGAUGCCGGAGGCUGGUCUAGUGAACUUGAGAGUUGUAGGGGAAGUCUAUAUUUGGAGUAUUUGUGGGCGUAAAACUCAUCCUUUAAUUCCUGUAAACUGUAAUAAACCAUAAGGUCUUCACUUUUAUGCGAAGAUCAGAUGAAAAUUUUAAUUUUCUUCUCUUUCCUACAAAA
Messenger RNA from Solanum pennellii, 1394 nucleotides. Its product is annotated as probable UDP-arabinopyranose mutase 1. Gene Ontology annotation, biological process: plant-type cell wall biogenesis; UDP-L-arabinose metabolic process. Gene Ontology annotation, cellular component: cytosol; Golgi apparatus. Gene Ontology annotation, molecular function: UDP-arabinopyranose mutase activity. The record is from RefSeq and is a predicted model, not a curated record. The transcript has 4 exons. Lineage: Eukaryota; Viridiplantae; Streptophyta; Magnoliopsida; Solanales; Solanaceae. The coding region runs from base 1 to 1068 and encodes 355 amino acids.